This is a messenger RNA of Vitrella brassicaformis, 3503 nucleotides long. NCBI's taxonomy places the organism in Eukaryota, Vitrellaceae. The record is from the annotation of a GenBank genome assembly.
CGAGUGUGAUUCAUAUCAUCCACACGAGAAGCGUCUCAGGACAUGACACCAUGCAAUCAAUGCAGAGAGGGAAUACGCAAGACAGGCACGCAGGCAGAGAGUGUGAGAGCGAGGCAGAGAGAGCCUAUGCACAGCACACAAGGACGGACCUACACACCCACACGGGCCACACCCACACGCACAUACAAACAUUUCACAUGCACUGACAGACACCACAACCACACACGGCGUAUCCGUCCUUCCAUGCAGCUCUAGCUCUCUCUCUCUCGCUCUCUCAGCGACUGAGAUCCUCUCUAUCCUCUCUGUGUUAGUGGUGCCGUGCCGUACGACACAAUGUAAGUCAGCCAGCCACCAAACAGCCAGCCAUGCCCAUCUAUCCGUCUGACUGACUGACUGACUGCCCGCCUGACUGUGGGGGACCUGUGUCUUGAGAUGAGCCCAUCGGUGCGGUGUCGUCAGUGCCGGCAGUGGCCGCACUGACGAAGCCGCACGAUUACAUGAAAGAAAACUAGACAGACACCCUCUCUGUCUGUCGCAGGCAGCUAUGAUUCCUCCCUCCCUCCAGUCGUCAGUAUCAUAAGGCUGAUAGGAAGAGUCAGCACGGUCAGGCAAGUGCGGGCCGGGCCGCGUGAGCAAAACACAGUCAGUGCAUUGCCACACCACACGAGAAUCGAGACGACUCGCCGCUACACACGCGUCAACAGGUAUAGACACACACACGUGGGGUGGGGUGGGGUGGUUGACUCGACCAAAAGCAAAAGGAGAGGACGUGUAUUGUCACGCAUUGCACACACGAGGCGGACGGAUGUGCCAUGGGACGGUGUGUGUGCCUUGCUGUGUUUGCCCAUCUCCCCUCUGCUGCUGUCUGUCCUCUCUCCGGCCCACACACACCUCACCGGUCUGGGCGGCGAAUGCACAUGAGGGGGGGCAGUGGGAGGGGAGGGGCGGAGUGGACAGACAGACAGACAGACAGACAGACAGGGACGAGCGAGCCAGCCGAAGAGACACACUGGUGUGAACAAACACGCGGACAUUAGGGAGAGGCAGACCAUCCAUCCAUCCAUCCAUCCAGCCAUCAGCGAGUACCACAGCAGACAGCACACGCCACGAGAGAAAGUCCCCACCGGCCCCCCUCUAUCUGCCGCCCACACAUCCGUCCAGAGAAAAUGUCUCGGGCGGAUCGCUCCAACGCCAACACCGCCGCCCAGCCUGACACACACAUGGAAAGACAGACACAGACACCAUUGCGUAAGUCAUGAGCGCAUCUUCUGCUCGUCUCAGUCGUGUUUGGUGCAGACAUACCUCAGCUGUCUAUUGGUCGAAGAUCAUGGCUGAGAUGAUGUCCCUCAGCACCGCACGGGCCAGCUGAGUGGUCACCGGGAAGCGGACCUUGAAGGCGCCACCCACAGACACAGCCGGUUCGGUGGUGCAGACAUCCACACGCACUGCAAAUGGAUGACAGGAGAGGACAGAGAUGAGAGUGGCACCGCAUUUCCUCCCCCUCGCUGUGCAGGGCUGGGCUGACCGUCGACGAAACGAUCGAUGCGAAUCCAUGCGACGAAUGAGUGGCUGGCGUCGGUCAGGACGAGAGAACGAUUGCGGCCGAUAGGGCCGAGGUACGAUGUUGUGGUGGUGCAUCCCUCCACUGGUGUGUGGGGGGACUGUGUCAGCAGGGUGUGCAGCCGGCUGUUGUCGACAUGCCUGACACACACAACGUACACUCGUGUGUGACGUGGCAAUGCUCACAGAGAGUGAUGCCCCGCCUCACCUGUCGAUCAUACGGUAAGUUCUGUUGAUCUGGUGAGUCCCCCUGAAGUGGUCGAGGACGAUCCUCUUGACAUACGACGACACAGAUGAGAAGUUGCGAGCAAACAGCGGCGGCUGCCAGCCCUGGUGAGAAUAGUCGAUCCUGCUGCGGACUGGCGGGUCAUGGGGCUGUCGGUGCUGCUGGUAGGGGUGGUUGGGAGGGAGGGGCGGGAUGAUGUCGAUUUCGAAGCCGUCCUGGUCCUUAAUGGCCCGCACUGUGAUGCCGUGCUGGAACAGCUGGAAGGUCACGCCGUCGCCGAAGUCGAUGUGGCGGCCGACCAUCUUGAGCUGAGCCAACACACGGGGAUCGGCCAAAUACGCCUGCACACACAACACAUCAACACACCACACACCGAUUGAGAGCCAUGGUCCCUCCCUCCCUCCCUCCCUCCCUCGGUCGGUUGGCCUACCGUCUUGUUUGGGUGUUGGUGCAGAUCGGCGGCAGUGAUGCUCACAGGCAGCUGGCAGUUGCCGCACUGCCCCGCCAGCUCGAUCGCCUCGCUCAUCUCACUCCAACCGCCCGCCUCCGUCACACACAGCGCCGCCAACAGGUCACCCACACCCAUCUGCUGCUGGUCGAAUGUCACCAGCUGCUGUCCGUUGGCCGUCCGCCGCAGCCCCGCCUGUGUGCCGAGUUCAUUGUCUGUUGUCCAUUGGCUGAGCAGCUGCCGCAGCUGAGGCGCUCCGAAGAGGCCACUGGCCCAGUUGCAGGUCUUACUCAGACGCAGCACAUCUCGCAGCAGAAAAUCGCUGCCGCGGUGGGCGCAGACGAACCACACGGGGUGCUGCUGCUGCUGCUGCUGGGGGUGCUGCAUGGGGGCCGUCAGACCUGCCGACAGUGAGCUGCCGCCCCCCUCAUGCUGCUGCUGUGACUCUGCCGCAGCACCACCCACACCAAUCGAGCCACCUGAAGGCACCACACAGCACAGGACGGUCAUGACGAUGUGCAGUCCACCAACAGCAGCUGAUGCUUUGCGUUCCUCCGCUAUGUCCACCACCAGCAGCAGCAGCACCACCACCAUCAGCAGCAGGGCUUCUGCCUACGCGUCUACGCUUCUCGGCGCUGUCAUCAUCAGGCACCUGACCAGCAACACACACCAAUGAGUUUGUGUCUGUGUGGGCGUGGGUGUGGACUUGUGCGUACCGCUUUGCUAUGCUGUUUGUUGCGGCUACUGUCCAUCUGACGAACACGGUCAACCACCUGCACCAAGGAAGCAAAGCAGCCACACAGCGACAUGGGAUGCAGUCAUCAGUGCGCCUGUGAUCUCAGUCUGCCGACUCACUGCUCAGUGUGUGAGUUUUGGCGUCAGCCUUCGAGCUGAAACUGACGCCAGCCAUCAAGAAGCAGCCCGACUGAUGCCGUCAGUGCUGCCCGCCGCACAAAUGCAAAACCUCUCAACUCAGGCCGUCACCGUCAGAUCUGACGGCACACACACCGCACAGCCAGGCAGGGAGGGAAGGGAAUGUGUUGCCUGUCGUUUCUAUGUGUUAUGGCUCAUCUGCCUGUCUGCCUGCCUCCCUCAGUUGGCCUCGCUGAUGGGAAGCGCCUCGGCUCGCUGAGUGAAUGGGUGGAGAGGUCUUUUGGUCUCACCGAUGGUGACGAGAGCAAGUGUGGAGGCAUCAACAAGCCGUCAUCGGAGCUAAACUUUCCUCGUCCGCUUUGGAAUGCGAGUUCCUUCGUCAGCUUUGGGCUUCGA